CCUUGGCCCUAACGACUCUCCAACCGCCCACGUUUCUCUUCACUCUACAUAAUUCCCUUCCUCUCCUCCAUCUUCACAUCUCUCCGCUCUCUCUCUCUCUCGCUCUCUCUCUCUCUCAAUGUUCUCUACAGCAAUGUCCGACCACCACCAGCUCCCUCCUCCACCUCCGCCGCCGUUCGCCUCCCAUCUGGAGCGGAAAUGGAAGCCCCAUCUCGAAACAGCUCCAAAUUGCCCUCGUUGCGCCUCCGCCAAUACCAAAUUCUGUUAUUACAACAACUACAGCCUCUCCCAACCUAGAUACUUUUGUAAAUCCUGUCGACGCUAUUGGACCAAAGGCGGUUCCCUCCGUAACGUCCCUGUCGGCGGUGGCUGUCGUAAGAGUCGUCGUACUAGGUCCUCACGAUCCUCAACUGUCUCACGUUCUACCAACCCCGACACUUCUACACAAAUCACUGAAUCCUCCUCUAAUGGACCCGAUAUCGAUCUUGCUGCCGUUUUCGCUAGAUAUUUGAACACCGCCCCACCGAGUACUGAGGCACACGCGUUGACCAGCUCGCCUGAAUCCGUUGACCCUUUAGAGAAUUGUGAAAUCUUCUUUGAAGGGCUGUCGGAUUUGUUAACUGAGGAGGAAAAUCAACCCCAAGAACAAAAACAGGGGAUUAUGGGAAAUUACGAAAAUACUCCGUUUGGGUUACACGCGGAAUUGGGCGUUGAGGAAGAAGUAUGGGCGUCGCAACAAAUCCAAGAAUUGGACUCUUUUUCUUGCAAUUAUAAUGCGAAUCAAUUCUGUGAAGUGGGAGACAAUUGGAGCUCAUUCGACUUUGCAGCCGUAAAUAAUGUCGAAUAUUUCUAAUUAUAUCAUUACAUUUAUAUACUUAUAUAUAUAAAUAUGGGAUUG
Cucurbita moschata (crookneck pumpkin) is the source of this 898-nucleotide messenger RNA. Its product is annotated as dof zinc finger protein DOF1.2-like. The record is from RefSeq and is a predicted model, not a curated record. The transcript has a single exon. NCBI's taxonomy places the organism in Eukaryota, Viridiplantae, Streptophyta, Magnoliopsida, Cucurbitales, Cucurbitaceae. Gene Ontology annotation, biological process: regulation of DNA-templated transcription. Bases 119 to 853 code for a protein of 244 amino acids. Gene Ontology annotation, molecular function: DNA binding; DNA-binding transcription factor activity.